AUGCCCUCCGGCCUCUUUUACGACUUCUUUAUCGUAUUCUGGCGGCUUGCCGUCCUCAACAUCUUCUUCCGCGAGAUCCGGCCGCGAGGCGCCUGGAAUAUCCCGAAGAAGGGCCCACUUCUCUUCAUUGCCGCCCCUCAUGCGAACCAGUUCCUCGACCCCCUAGUCCUCUUCAGCGAGGUUAGGAAAGAGUCUGGCCGCCGGGUGUCCAUGUUGACUGCCGCCAAGUCCAUGGACCGCAAGUUCAUCGGCGCCGUUGCUCGUGCAUUCCAUUCCAUUCCCGUCUCGCGUGCUGCCGACUACGCCAAGACUGGAACCGGCAAGGUCAUGCUUGACGACUCUAACGGCCUCAUCGUCCGCGGCGUCGGCACCACGUUUACGAAACAGGUCCAGCCCCGGUCGCAGAUCCUCCUGCCCAAGUCGAUAGGUUUUGCCCAGGCCGCGAUCGACGAAGUCAUUUCCGACACUGAGCUCAGACUCAAGAGCGAGUUCACGGUGCCCUCAAAGGACGGCAACUCAAACGUCAAGGCCACCAGUCGCGUCCGCACAUACUGCGCCAAUAAGGACGGAUCCGGAUACAAGCUCCUCCCGCACGUUGACCAGGAGCAGACUUAUGGUGCCGUCUUUGACACUCUUAACAAGGGCAACUGCAUCGGCAUCUUCCCCGAGGGAGGUUCGCACGACCGUACCGACUUCCUUCCUCUCAAGGCGGGCUUCUCCAUCAUGGCUCUGGGCGCAAUGGCUGCCAACCCGGACCUUGACGUCAAGCUCGUUCCCGUCGGCCUGUCGUACUUCCACGCCCACAAGUUCCGCUCCCGUGCCGUCAUCGAGUUUGGUGCACCCAUCAGCUGCACGCCGGAGCUCGUCAACAUGUACAAGGAGGGUGGAGCCAAGAAGCGUGAGGCGUGCGGCAAGCUCCUCGAGCAGGUCCACGACGCACUCCGCACUGUCACUCUCCGUGCGCCCGACUGGGAGACCCUCCAGGUUGUCCAAGCCGCCCGCCGCCUCUACCGCGUUCCCGGCCAGAGCCUCACCCUCGGCCAGGUUGUCCAGCUCAGCAAGCACUUCAUGGAGGGCUAUCUCCACUACCAGCACGACCCUCGCGUUGUCGAGCUCCGCGAACGCACCCUCGUGUACAACCGCAAGCUUCGCGACAUGGGCAUCGCCGACCACCAGGUCGAGCGCGCUUCCAACACCUCGGUCCGCUCGCUUCUUCUUCUCAUCUACCGCACUGGUCUCCUUCUCUGGUGGGGUCUGCUGUCGCUCCCUGGUGGUCUUCUCCACGCUCCCGUCUUCACUCUAGCCAAGAUCAUCUCGCACCAGAAGGCCAAGGAGGCCCUCGCUGCGUCCACUGUCAAGAUCCAGGCUCGCGACGUGCUCGCCACCUGGAAGGUGCUCGUGUCUCUUGCCAUUACGCCGCUUCUCUACCUCGUCUACGCUCUCGCAGCCCAGGUAAUCGCAUACAAGUACGACCUCAUCCCCGAAUACCGUCGCUACCUUCCGCUGUUCAUGUUCGCCUUCCUUCCCUCGCUCGGUUACAGCGCUCUGAAGUUUGGUGAGGCUGGCAUGGACGUCUUCAAGUCCCUCCGGCCUCUAUUCCUCUCGGUGUGGCCGUGGAACCAUCACGAGAUCGACACGCUCCGCACCAUGCGCGAGGAGCUGUCGGAGGACAUCAACGAGGUUAUCGCCGAGUUUGGCCCCAAGUUGUACGACAACUUUGAGAAGUCACGCUACAUGCCGUCCGCGAAGUCGCCCCGCUCUCGUGUCAACAACGACUCUGUCCUCUCGCACCCGAUCAACUGGCUCGACGACCGCAUCUUUGGCUGGAACCGCCGCGGCUCGGCCGUGCAGGCGUGGGAGAAUGCCUCGACCGGUGCCCGCUCCGAGCCUGGCACGGCUCCCGGUUCGCCGCGCAUACCUGGCAGCCCGCGCGAUUCGGAUGACGAGGAGGAGGCGGACGUCGACUACGACGACAUCCUCGCCGUCGUCGACAUGUCUGGUGGUCGCGGUGCUUCGUCGCCCCGCCGCCGUGCUGGUCGCUCGUACUCGGACCUCACGCAGAUGCGCAAGAAGGAGGAGGAGCUGAGCAACACCGAGGCCCUCCAGUCCGACUACCUUGCGCCUGACGCUGUGCCCGAGCACGUCCUCAAGUCGGACCUUGCGAGCUCCAUCAAUGAGGAAGCGCCGGGCCUUCACCAGCGCAAGCCGUACCCUCCUAAUGGCGCCAACACCACUGGCAGUGCCCUCGGCCUCGACAGGGGCGAGUGA
Molecule: messenger RNA, 2268 nt
Organism: Cutaneotrichosporon cavernicola
Lineage: Eukaryota; Fungi; Basidiomycota; Tremellomycetes; Trichosporonales; Trichosporonaceae
Gene: SCT1
Exons: 7
Coding region: 1-2268 (755 amino acids)
Biological process (GO): phospholipid biosynthetic process
Molecular function (GO): glycerol-3-phosphate O-acyltransferase activity; glycerone-phosphate O-acyltransferase activity
Source: RefSeq, a predicted model, not a curated record